AUGUUACUACCACCACCUACUUACCGAACUGAGAAGGUGACUGGACAACCUCAAGGAGUGGAUUUUGAUCAAUAUGCAGGCUAUGUAACAGUAGACCCCAAGGCUGGAAGAGCACUGUUCUAUUAUUUUGUAGAGUCACCGCAUAAUUCUUCCACCAAUCCCCUGGUAUUGUGGCUAAAUGGAGGGCCAGGUUGCUCAUCUCUUGCAUAUGGAGCCAUGGAAGAACUGGGUCCUUUCAGAGUUAACAGUGAUGGAAAGACCCUGUUCAGAAAUGAAUAUGCAUGGAACAACGUGGCAAAUGUGAUCUUCUUGGAGUCCCCCGCAGGAGUGGGGUUCUCAUAUUCAAACACUAGUUCAGACUACGCCAACGCCGGUGACAAGAGCACCGCUGAGGAUGCUUAUACUUUCCUUGUAAACUGGCUGGAGAGGUUUCCCCAAUAUAAAACCCGUGAUUUCUUCAUAGCUGGUGAGAGCUAUGCUGGUCAUUAUGUUCCUCAGCUGGCAAAUACCAUUCUCUUGAGGAACAACAACACGAAGAACACAAAAAAAACUAUCAUCAACCUCAAAGGGAUUGCCAUUGGGAAUGCUUGGAUAGAUGAUAAUACGGGCAACAAAGGAAUGUACAAUUAUUUCUGGACCCAUGCAUUAAAUUCUGAUGAAACCAACGCAGGGAUUAACAAAUACUGUGAUUUUGUUGCUGGUAAUUUUUCAAAUACAUGUUUAAAGUAUCAAAACCAAGCAGAUGACGAGAUUGGGAACAUAGAUAUAUACAACAUCUACUAUCCACUUUGCCAGUCAAAAGCAACUGCUCCAGCAUCAAAAGGUGGCUCAUCAUCUGGUUCCGUGAAAGAUAUUGACCCCUGCUCCGAGAUAUAUGUUAACUCCUACCUAAAUCUUGCCGAUGUGCAAAGAGCUCUGCAUGUCAAAUCUACUAAUUGGUCAGCUUGCAGCUCUGUAGGAUGGACAGACAGCCCAACAACUGUUCUACCCACAAUACAGCUCCUGAUAGCAAGCGGAAUAAGAGUGUGGAUAUAUAGUGGAGACACUGAUGGACGCGUUCCAGUGACAUCCUCUCGGUACUCCAUAAACACUCUGAAUCUUCCAGUGGAAACAGCUUGGCGCCCAUGGAACAUCAGAGGCGAGGUUGGAGGAUAUGUGGUUGGGUACAAGGGAGUGACGUUCGCCACUGUAAGAGGAUCUGGGCAUAUGGUUCCUAGUAACCAACCGGAACGAUCGCUUGUCAUGAUCUCGUCUUUCCUUCAGGGGACACCUCUCCCUGCAGAGAACAAUUCAAAGCCAUAAUCCCAUUUCAACAUUUUAAUUAUCUUAUCAUUAUAAAUUUCAGCUACUUGUAAUCAAGCCAUAAAAGACAUUUCCUGUUGAAUUUUAGGGGAUAUUUGGUUGGAGG
Molecule: messenger RNA, 1408 nt
Organism: Pistacia vera
Lineage: Eukaryota; Viridiplantae; Streptophyta; Magnoliopsida; Sapindales; Anacardiaceae
Product: serine carboxypeptidase II-3-like
Exons: 8
Coding region: 1-1302 (433 amino acids)
Biological process (GO): proteolysis
Cellular component (GO): vacuole
Molecular function (GO): serine-type carboxypeptidase activity
Source: RefSeq, a predicted model, not a curated record